Messenger RNA from Hevea brasiliensis (rubber tree), 2052 nucleotides. RefSeq names its product tRNA nucleotidyltransferase cca2. The record is from RefSeq and is a predicted model, not a curated record. Gene Ontology annotation, biological process: tRNA 3'-terminal CCA addition. Gene Ontology annotation, molecular function: ATP:3'-cytidine-cytidine-tRNA adenylyltransferase activity; RNA binding. The transcript has 16 exons. Bases 19 to 1791 code for a protein of 590 amino acids. NCBI's taxonomy places the organism in Eukaryota, Viridiplantae, Streptophyta, Magnoliopsida, Malpighiales, Euphorbiaceae.
UAUGUAGACAAGAAGACCAUGAGGCCAUACUUGAAUUCGGCUAUAAAGAUCGAACCUUUUCGCCUUCUUCUCUCUCCAAUUCUCCGCCGUAGCAGCAGCAGCAGCAGCAGCAUUAGAACCUUCACGUUUCGAAACUUUCAGUUCCCAACCGGAACCAGAGCUCCAGGCCACCUUAUUCUUCGUCGCUGUCGCUGCAGAGCGAUGGGGACAUCGUCACUAGAAGCAGUGGUUCGUUUUCAAGUAAAGGACAAGAUUGAACUGACGGAGAUUGAGAAAAAGAUAUUCGAUCGACUUCUCAACACUCUCCUCCACUUCAAUCUCCAAACCGAGCUCCGUGUCGCAGGCGGUUGGGUUCGCGACAAGCUUCUCGGCAAGGACUGUUAUGACAUCGAUAUUGCUAUUGACAAUAUGUUGGGCAGUGAAUUUGUUGAUAAGGUCAGAGAAUACUUGUUAUCUACUGGGGAAGAGGCACAGGGGCUUUGUAUUAUUCCACGGAAUCCUGACCAGUCCAAACACUUAGAAACUGCAAGGAUGCGCCUUUUUGAUUUAUGGAUUGAUUUUGUAAACUUAAGGAGUGAAGACUAUAGUGAUGGCAGUCGCAUUCCCACAAUGAAAUUUGGCACAGCAAAAGAGGAUGCUUUUAGAAGGGAUUUAACUAUUAACAGCUUGUUCUAUAAUAUCAAUACCAGUUCGGUAGAAGACCUUACUGGAAGAGGUAUUGAAGAUCUGAAAACUGGAAAAAUAGUGACUCCUUUACCUCCAAAGGCUACUUUUUUGGAUGAUCCACUUCGAGUUCUUCGAGCUAUUCGAUUUGGUGCAAGGUUUGGAUUCAUACUAGACGAAGAACUCAAAGUGGCCGCUGCUUGUGAUGAUGUGACAAGUGCCCUUGCAGCAAAAGUUAGCAAAGAGCGCAUUGGAACUGAAAUUGAUCUCAUGAUCUCUGGCAAUCAACCUGUUAAAGCUAUGACAUGCAUUGCUGAUUUGACAUUAUUCUGGGUUGUCUUUGGUCUUCCUCCUAAGGUUGAGCCAGCAGUGUCAGAAGGAUGCCACAAGCUAUGUAUUGCGUACUUGGAUGCAUCAUGGAACCUUAUUCAAUUAAUUGGGUGUUCCGUCUUCACUGUUGAACAAAGGAGACUGUCUUUGUAUGCGGCUUUAUUUCUCCCAUUCAGAAAUAUUACGUGCAAGGAUGAGAAGGGUAAAACGGCUCCUGUUGUCAACUUUAUCUUCAAAGACUCUCUCAAGCAAAAAUCCAGCGAUUCUGAAACAGUUAUGAAGAUACACAGGUCAUUAGAGAAAUUCUUAAACUUAUUUGAUUUGCUUACUUCUAACGAGGACACCCAGCCAGCUGAAGUUGACUGGGGACCAGAACUUAUUGAUGUGCCUUUCUCAUCGAAACUCCGAGUAUUGGCAGGAUUUCUACUACGAGAUGUCAAAGAUUUUUGGCGAGUUGCCUUGUUGAUAUCUACAAUGAUAUAUCCUGCCAACAUCGACUCUACUGAAGAUUUUUUAGAUAAGCAAUAUCAACUUGACAAGAGAAUAGAACUAUUUAAGACAGUUGAGAAUGCCAUCACUAAACUAGGUCUUGAAAAAAUCUGGGAUGUAAAGCCAUUGGUCAAUGGUAAAGAGAUUAUGAGUGUUUUGCAGCUUAAAUCUGGGGGACCACUUGUUAGGGAGUGGCAACAAAAAUUGCUGGCAUGGCAGCUUGCCCAUCCCACAGGAACUGCAGAGGAAUGCCUUGAUUGGAUGAAGCAAACACAUUUGAAGCGUGCAAGAAUACACACGUCUUCUUAGAUCCCAAGAACAUUCAUGUAGCUUCGGACCACCGUGGCUGCCGGAGGAGUCUGGGAACUUUAUAUAGGCAGCUAGAGCAUUCAUUUAUUUCCAAUAACAAUUUUGUAUAGAACUUCAAAAAUGUCCUUGAACUUGUGCCAGAGAAUAUUUUGUUCUCUUGAUGUAUUAGGUAUAUUAUUAGUUCUUGAUGACUAUUGAGAAAAAUUCUCCUUAAAUAUAUUUUAAAGGAUAUUAAAAAUAAUUCUCAUUCUUUUUCUUUAA